AUGUUCGGUUAUGAUAUGUCUUGGGCUGCGUUCCAUGUGCUAGAAGUCAUGUCCUCCCAGAACUAUCUCCAAAAGCGAGUUGGCUACCUCGGAGCCGUUCAAAGCUUUCGACCAGACACUGAAGUUUUAAUGUUGACUACGAACCUGCUGAAGAAGGUUGUUAAAACAUCAACUAAGUACAGCUCAGGAUAUCGUUUCUCCGCUCGUGCCGACAAUGUCGUUACCCCUCUUAGCCCUUCCUCAUAUCAUUUCCCCGUCGCUAGCCCUGUCGCUGCUUUCGGAUUUGCUGCCCCGCCUCUCCCAUUCCCAUCCAUCGGUGCGGAAGAAGACCGCAGUAAACCUCUACCGGCUAUCCCUGGUGUAUCCAGAAGCGUUUCGAUUGGCGUGGCCGAAGAUAAAAGAGCGCCUAAUGGACGAGCAGGAAGACAGCAGUGUCACCGCCGCGGUGAUAAACGUGGUGUGAUUAAACUACAGACCAAAGCCACAUAUCCCGAAGCUAAAUUUUUAGUUUGCUUCGUUGACGCCGUUGGAACCGCGCCUUAUUCGCAAACUAUUGCGGCCUUUGACGACCAUUAUACAAACAACGUCCGCCAUGUCCCUUCUUUACGAGUGUAUCAACGGCGUUAUUCAAGGAGGGAUCCUCGAAGGCUCAGAGGGGGAAGCCAUUGCGCAUCUGCUUUACAGCUUGUAUCAACAAUGGUGACUAGCGACACUUUGCAACCUGUCGUCGAUCGAUUAAUAACUCAGCUUCGGACUUCGCCCCUUUCGGACGUCUCUGUAACAAAUUUGCCGCUUGAAGUGAAAUUAUCCGCGGAUAUUGAAGUGGAAGAUCCGGAAGUACCUCUGGCAGGAGCCAACAGGAAACAAGACGCUACGCUCGUGCUCCCAACCGAUUAUCGGAUGGAAGUUCUGGCUCGGAUUUUAGAGGCGUGCUCCCGCAACACUUAUUCCUCUAUCAUCGAUUUUGAAUGGUACGUUGAUGUUUUGGUGCAACUCGUGAAGCUAAUACCACCUUUACCCGAUCCCAGAGAGUGUGACUUUCUGGCGUCAAAAGGACAGGUGGAGGAUAAUCGAGCCUUUGCAGCGCGCAUCGGACUCGAGCUUCGCAAUGUGGCCGUUCGGGUCAAGAGUGCAAGGGCUAAAGCCACGCACGCCGCCGAGUCGUUGGUCUCAGUCGACCACCGUGCGGCCUUGUUCCCAAACACUAUCAACUCAGCCAUUCCGAUAUUAGAAUCGUCCUCGUGGGUUACGGGAGAAUUCUCAGAGUACCUUCUCGUGCCAGAACAGACACUGUCCUCUUUGGUUCAUCCAUCAAAUAUAACUCUGCCACCAAAGGUUUUAUCUUCAUAUCUUCAAGCCAUUCCUAAGGUCUUCGUUUUCCUCACAAGGAGCGCUUACGGCUGGAGCUCGGUGAGACAGAACGAAAUCUUGAUUAUCAUUGCGCGCAUCGUGAGCUUCUUAGAAAGUCUUUCCUCUCACCACGAUUUGGAUGUGCAGGAGCGCGCAAUUGAAUUUCUGGAACUAUUUCGUAUAGUUUCAGAAUCUGUCUCAAAGACAGAAACUGAUACAGAAAAUGCUCCGUUACUUCUAUAUUCGGUUAUUCCAAGCCUAUUUGCUGGCCUAGAUCUCAAUCCAGUGGCAGCUGAUGCUCAGAGGAAGGUACCGACGCCACGCUUUCUGGAUUUGGAUAGCCCGCUGAAUAAGCAACUCCCCCAUAUUCUAAAUGAAUUCGAAAAUGGGUCCCUUGAUCUCUGGGCCCAUGAUGAUUUCCACGAUUUCUACAACGCCCCGCAACCCUCUUUGAGCGGGAAACCGUCCCCCCAGGAAACGCUACCCUCGAACAAACCACAAUCUGGCUCGUAUCAAAACCUAUCAGACGAUUUUCUCAGUCCUAUCGAGGCUUCCAGAAGACGAGCUGAACGGAGAGAGCGGAAUAAAGACGAUCCUUUCUACAUUCAACAGAGCGUAGAUUCCUUUGAACCAUCGAGAUCAUCACACUCCGCCCUUCGGGAAACUCCUAGUGAAAUCCUGGAUGUCGACUCGAUUCCUAUAGUUGACCUUGCGGUGGAGAAAGACAAUAUUCAAAUACUUGAUGCACGGCAGGCAGAGAAACCGAGACAUCGGCGCAAAAAUUUUGACAUAAUAGCUGACGAAACUAUCGAUGUAAAUGAGGCUUCCUUGAAUGCUAAAGCCAGUUUGGUUUCCAGGGUGGUUAAAACUAGGAAGCCACUCCUUGAAGUUGACUCCAGCGGCCUCGAUCAUUUGACUCUAGAAGAGAAGUUCGAAACCAACUCUCAUCCUAAUAAGCUGCAACAUGGUGAUCUAGAAACAAAUGAAAUGGCUGAGGCUAUGGCAAGAAUCGAGCAGGCCCGGUUAGAAAUGCAACGCGUCUCGGAAUGUAUUCAUGCUAGCGAUGAGAUACCUUCAGACGGCGCGUUAGUUAAACGGAAGAAGCGAAAGUUGGGUUCUGCCGAAGGAAAAAAACGCAGGAAACCAGCUGCGCAAAAGGCUGCGGAGUUAACCUGCAAUGCCUCGGAGUGUACAAAUAAUGACGAGGCGACGGUGGGAAAAAAGAAGAAGAAAAAGAGAGUAGGGAAGAAAGAGACAUCCUAUCAGGCCCAAGCAGUGAUUGUUGCACAUAUGACUACUCAGUUAAUGAGUUUAAGGUUUAAGCUCCGAACUUAUUAG
Molecule: messenger RNA, 2688 nt
Organism: Uncinocarpus reesii 1704
Lineage: Eukaryota; Fungi; Ascomycota; Eurotiomycetes; Onygenales; Onygenaceae
Exons: 6
Coding region: 1-2688 (895 amino acids)
Biological process (GO): protein targeting to vacuole; Golgi to vacuole transport
Cellular component (GO): endosome membrane; membrane coat; AP-3 adaptor complex
Source: RefSeq, a predicted model, not a curated record